AUGUAUCUCCUGGAAGAGCACAUAAAGGGAUGGGACGAUAAGAAUACCGAAUCGGCCCCAGAAAGCACUGUAGCAGUGGCAGUGGCUGUGGCAGUGGCCGUGGCAGUGGCCGUGGCAGUGGCAGGAGGAGCCGGCUACCGCCACAACGAGUUUGAGGACGCGCUCUAUCCAAGAUUCGAACUGCACCAUCGGGAAGUACAGCGAGGAGGAUUCUUUUCAAAUUUUAAAUGGUUUUGUAAAUUUACUUUGCGUUACUUUGAAAAAUAUUUAAUAAUCGCCGUGUCGCUGGUUGUAACGAAAUUUGUUGUGAUGCCCGCUUAUAGAGAAGUGAAGCUUUGGCUGACACCGAAACCAGUUGGAUGGGUCGAAUGGCUAUUCAAACAAAGUAUUGAGAUUUCGUGCUUCUCAAGAUGCUAAAAAGAAUGAAGAACAUAUAACAUAUAUAUGUCAGUGAUAAUAUUAAAUAAAUGUAUGAAAUUUA
This is a messenger RNA of Aethina tumida (small hive beetle), 481 nucleotides long. RefSeq lists its product as uncharacterized. Lineage: Eukaryota; Metazoa; Arthropoda; Insecta; Coleoptera; Nitidulidae. The coding region runs from base 1 to 417 and encodes 138 amino acids. The transcript is spliced from 5 exons. The record is from RefSeq and is a predicted model, not a curated record.